CAUCAACCAGAGAUUUUAAGGGGAAAAAAAAAGUUUAAGAGUGAAAUUCACACACUUGUAAGAAUUUCCAGCAUUUCGAAUUCAUAACCUUUUCAAGAUUCAAUUUUUAGCCCACCACCACAAUCUGCUUGAUGCUGUUCGAAAACAUCACUUCUCCACAAAGAUUCCAUUUCUUUCUUUUUCAAAAUUCCAAGUUUUGAAGGUUCCCUCUUUCAUUUUUCACUUGCAUUUGAAGCUGCCCACCUCAGAUCCAUGAUUAGGUAGAUAAUCCCAUGAAUAUCAUUUCCAUGAUUAUAAAUGUGUCAGCAGGUGAUGUUUAGUCCGCCAGUGAAUAAUGUCAAGAACAUCAAAGUGGAAGCUUGAGAAGACGAAAGUGAAAGUUGUCUUCCGCCUCCAAUUUCAUGCCACACAUAUUCCACAGACCGGAUGGGAAAAGUUGUUUAUAACGUUCAUCCCUGCUGACACAGGAAAGCCAACAGCUAAGACGACCAAAGCAAAUGUACGAAACGGAAGUUGUAAAUGGGGCGAUCCUAUUUAUGAAACUACGAGGCUUCUUCAAGAUUCCAAAAGCAAACAAUACGAUGAGAAGCUCUACAGCCUCGUUGUUGCCAUGGGAUCCUCACGGGCUAGCGUACUUGGUGAGGCUACAAUCAACCUUGCUGAUUAUGUAGAUGCGUCCAAGCCUAUCGUUGAAGCAUUUCCUCUUCACGGCUGCAACUUUGGAACUGUAUUGCAUAUCACCAUCCAGCUUCUGACAUCAAAGACCGGAUUUAGGGAGUUCGAGCAGCAGAGAGAACUCAGAGAAAAAGGAUUAGAAUCAGGGGUCGAUCAGUAUGGAGUCGUCAAUGAUCAGACGGAUGAGGCGAGGACGAAAUUUAAAGCAGAUGCUAGCGAGCUCUCUUCCCUCGAAGAGGAGGCGAUUGAUGGCUCCUCAAACACUUCUGGAAGUUUGUAUGCGGAGAAGCAUGAGACGUCUUUUACAAACGAGCUUGAUGGAGUCAAUUGUACAAUAUCCGGUGGUCUGAACGAGCUUUCUCCGCAUAGAUCGAGCAAUUCCAUGGAUCAUGAGUUGGCAACGGCUUGUCUGGUGAACGGCCAACUCAGAGGAAGCUUAGAAUCGGCUGAAUCGUCUCUGUUCAACCUCAAGCUUGAAGUCAGCUCGUUGCAAGGCGUGGCCGAUGAGUUAAGCGCUGAAACGCAAAAGCUCUCACAUGAGCUCGCCGCUGAGAUGUCUUCGGCUGAAGAAUUGACGAACGAGGUCUUGUUUAUGAAAUCGGAGUGCGUGAAGUUUAAGGAUGAUAUCGCUCGGCUUAAAGAUUCGAAGCUGACCCCUCGAACACCUCUUGUGGAAGCUCGGGAUGAUCAGGUCGAUCGCGUUGUUCGGGACAUGCGCCUUCAGUUUUCAAAUGGGAUUUCUGUAGUUGAAGGCAAGAUAAGAGAACUUCAGAAGACAACAUAUGUCGUCCCCCACGACGGAGACACGAAAUUCAUUCAUCAAGAGCUCGAGACGUUGCUCGAUUUUCUGAAUGAUUUCAAACUCGGAAACGAUGAAGUGACGACGAAGAUCAGAGAAACGAGUCAGUUUGAGUCCGGAAACGUGUUUGGUUUGGAUUUGUGUCCUCCCGAAAGUGUCCUUCAGCAUUUCAGUUUGAGCCCUCCCGUGUCCGACGUGGUUAGCCCUAUCGAUGCAAUGAAAACUCAAAUUUUCGAUCUCGUGAGGGAGCUGGAUGAGGCCAAAGUCGAGAAGGAAGGCCUCACCCAAAAAAUGGAUCAAAUGGAGCUCUACUACGAGGCCCUUAUUCACGAGCUCGAGGUUAGCCAGAAACGCCUGCUGGGAGAGCUGCAGCUCCUGAGAAAUGACCACACAACGUGCCUGUACGCACUAUCUGCCAGCAAAACCGAAGCGGAAUCUCUUCGUGAAGAGACGAAUCAGCAGAUGCUUCAAUUUUUGAACGAGAGGCGAUGUUUGGAAGCCGGUAACGAGGAGCUCGAGAGAAGGGCGAUAAGUUCAGAAGCUGCACUUAGAAGAGCCCGUCUUAAUUACUCGAUCGCAGUGGAUAAGUUACAAAAGGACCUCGAGCUGCUCUCUUCGCAGGUUACAUCGAUGUUUGAGGCUAACGAAAACCUCAUAAAGCAGGCUUUGCCUUCCCAACCAGAUCCACGAGUUGAAGAGGACGACGCUACAAAAUUCGCUCAAAACCAAAAUUCGGGUUUGGGGAGAACAUCCGUCUCAAUGCAGGAAGAUCUUUAUCGGAAGGUUGAAGAAGAACUCGUUGAAAUGCAUUCGAUAAACUUGAACUUGGAUAUAUACUCGAAAGCAUUGGAACAGUCCUUGCGCGAGAAGACGAGUGAACUGGUGGAGGAGUUGAAAAGCUCGACCGCUUCUCAAAACCAUCUGAUGUUACGGCUGCAGAAGGCUACUGAUGAGAUAAAUGAACUCCACGAGUUCAAAUCGAGUAGCAUUUCCCAGUGUAGUGAAAUGGCUCUGCAAAACCAGCUUUUAGAAGAUAAAUUGGUGAGCGUUUUGGAGGAAAAUUGUCUUCUCGCAGAGAAGCUGAUCGACCGGGAAAGCACGUUGUCGGAGCUCAGAAACUGCCAGAGCAAAUAUGUAGCUUGUUUGGCCGAGAACACGGAGCUGUCGCUUCAGUUAAAACAAGAAGCAUUUGAAAAUGAGAAACUUAAAGCCGAAUUCGAUGAGCAGAAAGCUGAUCUGGAACGAAAAGUUCGAGAUCUCAGUCUUAGUUCGAGCAAGGAUGAGCAGCAGAGAGCUGAACUCGUGCGCGUUAGGGAGCUAGCAUCACGUCUUGAGUUGGAGAAAUCGAAACUUGGCCAUCUAGUGGAGGAACUCGAGAAAAACAGCUCGUGCCAAGCUAGUCUCGAAUGCCAGUUGUCAGAUAUGCACGAUUACACGCUUGCUGCGGAUGUUAAACUUGUUUAUAUUUCGAACAAAUACGAAACUGUACUGGAGGAACUGCAGAGGCUUGCAUCCUCGGACGCACUUCUGAGAGAUCUUCAGGAGAGGUUUCACGAUAUGGAGUCGAUGCUGAGUCAUAGUCGUGCAGGUGAAUCUGACUGGAGACGAGAAAGAGAUAGCUUGUUGGGGAGUCUCAAAAGCUUAAGAUCCAACUUAGAACAGUGCGAAACGAAAAAUGAAGAACUGAAGCAGCUGCUCUCAAUGUCGAAAAAGGAUGGGGAAGAGAUGCUUGUGAGGCUACGAGAUGCAAUUGAUGAGAUCGAAAACAGGAAGAAAUCCGAGGCUGUGAGCUUGAAGAGGAACGAAGAGCUCUCGACUAGACUCUCAGCAUUGGAAGCGGAACUGCUCUCUGUGAUCAUAGAAAAGCGCGAAAAGAGCAAUGCUUAUGGCAGAACAAAGGCCGAAAUGGAACGUGCGCUACUAAGCCUAGAAUGCUGCAAGGAGGAAAACGAAAAGCUCGCUGCUUCAUUGCUAGAAUUCGAGGCUCAAAAAUCUCAUCUGGUCAAUGAACUCGCCUCGAUGAAGGGACAGUUGGAGGAUCUGAAAUCUUCAACUGGGAAUCUACAAACAUUUCGGGAAGCUGCUCCGCACGUACAGAUCAACGGGGAGACUUCAGAUGCUAACGACGAGCAUUUGGGAGCGCAAAGACUGAAAUCCAGCAUCGAGUAUUCGCACGAAGAGCUGGAAAGAUGAAAAAUGAAAACGCGAUCUUCAACACGGGAGACGAUCAAGAUACGCAAGAGGCUAGUGCUGUUGGACCGGUCAUCGUCCGAUAACGUGAGGGACCAUCGUUAUCCUUUGUAGGCGCAAUGUCUUGCUUCGAUUUUCAUGCUGCUUUCUCCUUGCGUGCCUGUCGGUGCAAAUGAAGCUGAAGAAGUCAAUGCCCCGAUGCUGUCGGCUGCUGAGCCUCGACGGCCGAGAGCGCGGCGUAGAUAGGCUAUUGCAGUGGCUAACGUUGCAUAGAUGUUUUGUAGUUGUCAUAAUUUAUGAGAUUAGUACUUUCCAAACUUCUUUUGCCCUUUUAAUGUUAUAUAGUACUAGUAAUAGUAAUUAACUAUGUAUACAAACGACUAAUUCAUAUUUCUAGUACUUUCGAAA
Molecule: messenger RNA, 4072 nt
Organism: Salvia hispanica
Lineage: Eukaryota; Viridiplantae; Streptophyta; Magnoliopsida; Lamiales; Lamiaceae
Source: RefSeq, a predicted model, not a curated record